Messenger RNA from Lycium ferocissimum, 1369 nucleotides. Its product is annotated as IAA-amino acid hydrolase ILR1-like 4. Gene Ontology annotation, biological process: auxin metabolic process. Bases 9 to 1346 code for a protein of 445 amino acids. The transcript is spliced from 5 exons. Gene Ontology annotation, cellular component: endoplasmic reticulum. Lineage: Eukaryota; Viridiplantae; Streptophyta; Magnoliopsida; Solanales; Solanaceae. The record is from RefSeq and is a predicted model, not a curated record. Gene Ontology annotation, molecular function: IAA-Ala conjugate hydrolase activity.
UUCUUUCAAUGGGUUUCUUGAAAUUGGUUCUUGUCUUUUUCACUCUAUACACAGUUUUAGCAACACCCAUCUUACCUGAUUCAUUCUUGAAUUUAGAGGAGGUGAAAAAUAGUUCAACCCAUUUCUUGAAUAUUGCAAAAAGUCCUGGACUUUUUGAUUGGAUGGUGAAAAUUAGGAGGACUAUACAUGAAAAUCCUGAGUUGGGUUUUGAGGAAUUUGAGACUAGUAAACUUAUUAGAAAUGAACUUGAUAAAAUGGGAAUUUCUUAUAAGUAUCCUGUUGCUGUUACUGGUGUUGUUGGUUUUAUUGGGACUGGAAAACCACCUUUUGUUGCUCUAAGAGCUGAUAUGGAUGCUCUUCCUAUACAGGAGGAAGUGGAAUGGGAGCACAAGAGUAAAAUUCCGGGCAAGAUGCAUUCAUGUGGACACGACGCACAUGUUGCUAUGCUUUUGGGUGCUGCUAAGAUUCUUCAGGAGCAGCACGAUGAUUUGCAGGGAACUAUUCUUUUGGUUUUUCAGCCAGCUGAGGAAGGAGGUGGAGGAGCAAAGAAAAUGCUUGAAUCCGGGAUAUUUGAUAAUGUUGAUGCCAUUUUUGGUCUGCAUAUUUCAGCCACUUCUCCUAUUGGCACUGUUACCGCUAGUUCCGGCCCUAUCAUGGCUGGAAGUGGCUUCUUUGAGGCAGUAAUAAAGGGGAAAGGCGGUCAUGCAGCAAUUCCUCAGCACACUAUAGAUCCAAUAUUAGCAGCUUCCAACAUUAUAGUUAGUUUGCAACAUCUUGUUUCGCGGGAAGCAGAUCCCUUGGAUUCACAGGUUGUUACGGUCGCAAAGUUCAAAGGUGGCGGUGCAUUUAAUGUUAUACCUGACUCUGUCACCAUCGGUGGAACUUUCAGGGCAUUCUCAAAAGAAAGUUUCUCGCAACUUAAACAGAGACUCGUAGAGGUUAUCACACGACAAGCUGCUGUACAAAGGUGCAAUGCAACAGUUGACUUCGAUACCAAUAAUAGGCCGUUUUAUCCGGUGACAGUAAAUAAUAAGGCUUUGCAUGAACAUUUCCGAAACGUAGCUGGACAGAUGCUGGGUACCGACAAGAUCAUUGAAAAGAAACCUACGAUGGGCACAGAAGAUUUCUCAUUCUUUGCCGAGGCUUUUCCUGGGUACUUCUACUUACUUGGAAUGGUUGAUGAAACUAAAGGACAAUUUGUGUCAGGGCACUCCCCUUUCUACAGAGUCAAUGAAGAUGCACUUCCAUAUGGUGUUGCUUUACAUGCAUCGUUAGCCACGACUUACCUUCUUGAACAUCAGCUUAAAUCAACCACUAAGGACAGAAUUGUUCGUGAUGAAUUGUAAGGUCCUCCGAGAGUCCUAUAAUC